CACCCCCGCACCGAUUGCACGACUGACAUUGACAGUAGCGUCGGUGCCAAAACAUCGCUUUAUGUUUUCUAUAAUUCCAAACGUCUUGAGUCGAUUUUGCUAGCGAAUUAAUAUGGAAAACAUGGCCACCAGAACUCAAACGGCUCAGAGGCCUAACGGCUCGGCGCAGGGCAAGAUCUGCCAGUUCAAAUUGGUUUUGCUCGGCGAGUCAGCCGUCGGCAAGUCGAGUCUGGUGCUGAGGUUCGUCAAGGGACAAUUCCACGAGUACCAGGAGAGCACCAUCGGAGCAGCCUUCCUCACGCAGACUGUCUGCCUGGACGACACCACAGUCAAAUUCGAGAUUUGGGAUACGGCGGGUCAGGAACGGUAUCACAGUUUGGCCCCAAUGUACUACAGGGGUGCGCAGGCCGCCAUAGUGGUGUACGACAUUACGAACCAGGAUACAUUUGGCAGGGCUAAGACGUGGGUGAAGGAGCUCCAGCGCCAGGCCAGUCCAAACAUCGUGAUCGCCCUCGCAGGUAACAAACAGGAUCUGGCCAACAAGAGGAUGGUGGAGUUUGAGGAGGCGCAGAACUACGCCGACGAAAACACGCUGCUCUUCAUGGAGACUUCGGCGAAGACCGCGAUGAACGUCAAUGAUAUCUUCUUGGCAAUUGCAAAGAAAUUGCCUAGGAACGAGCAGGCGAGCGGGGCCAGCGCUAGCGGACAAGGCAGAAGGUUGGCGGAGGGUGAUACGGGUGCAAGGGCUGCAGGCAGCUGCUGCAAGUGAUCGCACUGCAAGGUGAGAUUAGUUGCAGCAUUAUCAACAUAUAUACUCUAUUCUACUGUAUAGCAUACAAAACAAAAAACAAACAAAAAAAAAAAGAAUUAUAUAAUAUAAUAACAAAAAAAAAACAACAAACAAAAAAUUACUAUCCGGGGGUGCUGGAUUUUCAGGUCAGGAGAG
Molecule: messenger RNA, 946 nt
Organism: Nicrophorus vespilloides
Lineage: Eukaryota; Metazoa; Arthropoda; Insecta; Coleoptera; Silphidae
Gene: Rab5
Product: ras-related protein Rab-5B
Exons: 4
Coding region: 113-769 (218 amino acids)
Molecular function (GO): GTP binding; GTPase activity
Source: RefSeq, a predicted model, not a curated record